ACGGUUUGAUGUUAACAUUUUUCAAUAGUUUAACAUUAAAUGCAAAUUGAUGGUAAAAGUGCUAAAGUGAAUGUAGCUAAUCUCUAACUGUUUGUGCUUAUGUUAGCUCAUUUAAUAGCAUGAUGGUGGUAGCAUAUGAAUAAUAUUGUGAGUAAUAAUGUGCUUUUUUGAGAUAAUGUUGCAUGUUAAAUUAAUGUAGUGUUAAUAAGAACUUUAUAUCUGUGUAUAUUUAUUUGUGUAUUUAUAUGAAUGUAUAUUUGGUUGGCAGUUUUAAGUAAUUGCUAUGUUUUGUGUUUUGUUUUUCUUGUAAAGGUUUUCAACCUUACCUAUACCAAAUCUUACCUAAUGAGAUCUAUUCUUAAUUGAACAUGAGAAUCUAACUAAAUAAAGAAGAUUAAAGAAGAAGCCGUUUGAGUUGAUUCCAUUUACCCUGUUGAUGGCCAAGGCCUUUUUUAAGUUUGGGCAGAAGUAAAGUAAAAUCCCCUGAGAACUUGACAGGUAUAGCAACAUAAUGUAGCCACGCCCUUAUGUGUAGCCCCGCUGUGUUUUGCAUUUGAUCGUGUUACCUUGGUAAACCAAACUAACUGGUUUAUUCACCUGUGUCUACUAUGCCAGAGAAGAGGAUGUAGGUGUCGGUUUAACUUUUGGCACUUUUUGAUCUAAACAUCAGAUAGGCUUUUAUAUAAAUAUACGUUUUUAAUUAAUCAUGCAGGUGCUGAGAUGUUCGUUAUUUAGAUUUUGGAGUUUGUUUGUUUUUUGUGGACUUUUUGUUAUUGCUCAUGUAAACGUGAAUGACGACAACGAUGAUGAAUGGGUAGAUGUAAAUGACAUGAUCAAUUAUGACUCGACAGGAAAGUGCAUGAGAAAACCCACAGAGACGACAAAUACCAAUGUUCAACAGCCAAAAUGUGUUCCAGUUUUCAAGCGUUUCAUUCACAAGCUCCUUAGAAAAACUGCAGAACUUGGUUUGCCUAAUGAUACACAAACAGUUGUGCACUAUGACGCUGAGGUGAAACUGUCCAACCAAACCGUGUCAGACUUCCAGAACCUUCUGCAAGAAGACAAUGACUGGACCACUGGAGCCAUGGAUGAAGCUCUCAGUCAGAUUCUGGUCAACUUCAAACUCCAUGACUACGAAGCCUGGAAGUGGCGAUUUGAAGACACUUUUCAUGUGGAGCUAGAUACUGUCAUUAAGAUUUUAGUGUGUGUUCUUAUUGUCAUCACUGCAGUCUGCAUUGAAAAGUGCUCUGUGGUGGCCAGGUUCAUCCAGAUCAAAAGGAUGUUUUAUAUUUGCUUUUUUAUUAGCUUCAUCUGGAACUGGUUCUAUCUAUAUACGCUUGAGUUUGCCGAACACCAGAAAAACAUUAUGCAGAUGGAGAGUUUCAACGCAAAAUGUACUGGGGUAAAAGAAAUGACCUGGAUGGACAGUUUAUCAGAGUGGUAUAGAAAAACAUGGACUCUUCAAGAUGAUCCUUGCAAAAAAUACUAUGAGAUCCUGCUUAUGAAUCCCAUUUUUCGUGUGUCUCCAAUGAAGGUUUUCAUGGUCACCUUAACUCGCUUGAUUACAGAUCCUCUGGAGCAGAUUGGUCAGGGCAUCAACCUGUUCCUCAGAGCUUUGCUGAAAGAUCUGCCAAUCAUUUUGCAAGCAAUGGCGCUUUUUACGACUGCGAUUGUCUUCAUAGUUAUUGUGUAUGCAAUAAUAAGGCAUAUAUUGCCUAUGCUCUUGCACGGUUGGCGUCAUGAACCACCACCUCCUGCGGUUGGGCAGCCCCAAGCAGCCCAGCUACAAAAUAAUGGGCACUAGGAGGACAACAGGAUCAAUCAUGCAGGAAACAGGACUUUAGGGCAGACAAUCAUAACAGCAUAAAGUCGACAUCAGAGGUUCAGAUAGUACGGGUCGAGCCACUGUACUCACCUGUAAACAUCUCCAGUGUGGACCAGACUCAUUUUUAACAGCAGGAAGAAGACAACUCUGGUAUAGAUGGA
Molecule: messenger RNA, 1986 nt
Organism: Misgurnus anguillicaudatus (oriental weatherfish)
Lineage: Eukaryota; Metazoa; Chordata; Actinopteri; Cypriniformes; Cobitidae
Source: RefSeq, a predicted model, not a curated record